Molecule: messenger RNA, 989 nt
Organism: Vicia villosa (hairy vetch)
Lineage: Eukaryota; Viridiplantae; Streptophyta; Magnoliopsida; Fabales; Fabaceae
Exons: 3
Coding region: 477-989 (170 amino acids)
Source: RefSeq, a predicted model, not a curated record
CUGCAGAAUAAGCAGAACUCUCCCCCUCCCCCAAAUCAUUUACCCUAAUCAUCAUCAAACACUUCCAUAGGCGAAAUUUCUGCAGAAGCAAGUGUGAAGUAGCCAAACUCUUCUUCCAAACUCAACCAAACUCAUCAUUAAACACUAAUUGGUAAGUUUAUCAUUGUUUUUUCAAGUUUUAGAUCUAUUUGAUUAAACUAUAUUAGGGUGUUUAGAAUCUGAAAAAAUGACAUUAAGAUAGCUUAGUACUGAUAUUAGGAUGUUUAGUAGGCAAAAAAAUGGAUUUGGUUUAGGUUUUUGGGUCUGCCAUUGGAGGUUGCAGAGAAGCUCUGCGUGGGGGUGUUUCGGAAGUUCAUUUCCGAAAACACCUCCAUCCCAGUUUUCGGAAAUGAACUUCCGAACUGUACCAGAAGUUCAUUUUUUUUUGUUUUUUCAUUUGUCUCGCAUAUUAAUCGAUUUCGAUUGUUUACAGGAUCAUGUCAGACCAGCCAGCACGCAUCAGACAGGGGAGAGAGUCCCAGACUGCGUCGGCUAGACGCGAGCGGGCGGCGGCGCAUCUGGCGUCGACCCAGGGACGGGGGCAGGGACGGGGACGCCGUGUCCGCGUUCCACAGGACUUGGUGGAGAGUUCAUCUGCUUCAGGCUCUAGGAGUAGGCUGGCUCGGGUAUCUUCUUCCCGCCAGCGAGAGGAGGAGGAUGAGGAUGAGGAGGAGGAGGAGGUCAUACCGGAUGUUGACCCUCCAGUCGGGGAGGAGGAGGAGCAGGAGGUGGAUAGCUUUCCGGGAGGGCCUUUUGACACUUCCCUGCUGAUUCACUACCAGGAUCACGUCGCUCGGCGGAUCUGGGAGGGAGAGGAGAGAGAGCCAUUGAAAAUGGUGAACCACUCCAGGAAGAUUUUCGGUCUGUUUAAACCAGCAGCUCAGUGGUUUAACGACCACGUGCGAGGUUCAGGGCUUAGCGGGCUCUGUGGUUUUGACAAGAAAAGGUAG